Messenger RNA from Homo sapiens (human), 1444 nucleotides. It is a transcript of the gene GSTT4, whose product is annotated as glutathione S-transferase theta 4. Bases 86 to 589 code for a protein of 167 amino acids. NCBI's taxonomy places the organism in Eukaryota, Metazoa, Chordata, Mammalia, Primates, Hominidae. Gene Ontology annotation, molecular function: glutathione transferase activity. The record is from RefSeq and is a predicted model, not a curated record. Gene Ontology annotation, cellular component: cytoplasm. The transcript has 4 exons.
AGAUCGGAGAGGGCACAGGGCCAGGGACUCUGGCCAGACAUAGGCCCAGGUCUGUGGCUGGCCAGCUGCAGCUGUGGGGCCUGGCAUGUGUCUCAACAUGGCCCUGGAGCUCUACAUGGACCUGCUGUCAGCACCCUGCCGUGCCGUCUACAUCUUCUCGAAGAAGCAUGACAUCCAGUUCAACUUUCAGUUUGUGGAUCUGCUGAAAGGUCACCACCACAGCAAAGAAUACAUUGACAUCAACCCCCUCAGGAAGCUUCCCAGCCUCAAAGAUGGGAAAUUUAUCUUAAGUGAAAGCAGACAAGAGUACAGAGACCUGGCAGGGCAGGUGGCCCUGGAGUGCAGCCUCCUCUUCCCUCCUCUUCCCAACCCUGGCCAGUUGCUGAUCCCAAAGAUAACAGGGGAGGAAGUUUCAGCUGAGAAGAUGGAGCAUGCAGUGGAAGAGGUGAAGAACAGCCUGCAGCUCUUUGAGGAGUAUUUUCUGCAGGAUAAGAUGUUCAUCACCGGGAACCAAAUCUCACUGGCUGACCUGGUGGCCGUGGUGGAGAUGAUGCAGGCCAGCAGCACAGCGAUGCCUUUGCCCAGGUGAACCCCCUGAGGAAGGUGCCGGGCCUUGAAGGAUGGGGACUUCACCUUGGCUGAGAGGUAACCGGUCCGUGGGCUGCUGCCGGGCCUUGUGGGGCCAGUCGGCUGUCUGUUCACUGUUGAUGGCUUGGAUCAUGGACUGUGGGCCCUGCACCAGCCCCAGGGUGAAGAAUGGGUGGAGGCAGGCAGUGGUGCCCAGUGUUGACAAGGGUUAUAGAAGUCCCCUCCUGCAUUGUACAAGUGAGGAAACUGAGGCUGGAGGAGGGGAGGGACUUGCACAAGGCCACAGGGCCCAGUCUGCUUCCGGGCCUCCUCACCGCCAGCCUUCCCCUCCGAAAAAAGGAGAGUGCUAAGUUUCGAGGAGCGGCUGUACCAGGCAUCUUAGUGCUACCAUUUUGCCCACAAAUCCUGUGGGGCAAGUGCUGUUUCCCUGGAGAGUCGAGGGACCACUCAGCGAGCUUCAGUGGCUAUUUGCUAAACAUCCACCAGGGCCAGACCCCAUUUAAGCCCUGGGGCUUGAGCAGUGAACGUGUCUACGUCCUUCUCCUCAUGGAUCUCACAUUCCAUUAAUAGAAGGGGGAGCUGACAGUAACCCAUGUAAACAUGGAACAUAUCGGAUGUUGAUGGAUGCCAUGGAAAAAAUAAACAGGGUAAGAUUGGGGGUGUGUGAGUAGGAUGUUGAGGGAAGACUCCCUGGAGGAAGUGGCAUCUGAGCAGAGAGCUGUAGGAAUGUGCAAGGCAUGAGGAGAAGGGUGUUCUGGCUGGAGGGAAGAGUGAGGGCGAAGGCUCCAGGUGGGACAAUGCAUGGGGUUCAGACUGGAGAGCAACGGGCCAGGGUGGGUGUAGUGAGCAGGAAGAG